Messenger RNA from Centruroides sculpturatus (bark scorpion), 357 nucleotides. RefSeq names its product electron transfer flavoprotein subunit beta-like. The record is from RefSeq and is a predicted model, not a curated record. Gene Ontology annotation, molecular function: electron transfer activity. Lineage: Eukaryota; Metazoa; Arthropoda; Arachnida; Scorpiones; Buthidae. Gene Ontology annotation, cellular component: cytosol. The transcript is spliced from 4 exons. Bases 1 to 351 code for a protein of 116 amino acids.
AUGGCACCUUCAUCGAUGGCUCCAACGCUUUUAGGGAUGGUUACCGUUUAUUCUAACCAAUUCACCGGGACCGUCGGCGGUCAUCCAUCCCCAUACUCCUGCAAAAGAAAUUUCAUUUUUCAGGAAACAAUUAGAACUGCUUUAGCAAUGGGAGCUGAUAGAGGAAUUCAUGUAGAAAUAGAAGAAUCACAAUAUGCAUUUCUUCAGCCAAUUCAUGUUUCAAAAAUAUUAGCAAAACUAGCACAAGAAGAAAAGAUUGAUCUUAUUAUUUUAGGAAAACAAGCAAUUGAUGAUGAUGCAAAUCAAACUGCUCAAAUGAGUGCUGCAGUUCUGGAUUGGCCACAGGUAUGAAACUUA